UUUAUCAUAUCAUUUUUCACAAAACAUCCCCUUCUAAAUUCCCUAUAUCUAGUCUAGCUACCCAAAAACAAAAAAUGAAGUUUCUUAUUGCUCUUUGCAUUAUGAUCUUGUGGACAUGUGCAUACACAGCCAUGUCUCGAACAUUGUCCGAACCAUCCAUUGUUGAAGCACAUCAACAAUGGAAGAUGAAAUAUGGACGCACAUACACAAAUAGUUCUGAGAUGGAUAAACGCUAUCAGAUAUUCAAGGAGAAUUUGAAAUACAUAGUAAAUUUUAACAAUGCUGGUAACAACAGUUACAAGCUUGGCCUAAAUCCUUACUCUGAUUUAACUAGUGAAGAGUUUAUUGCUACACACACUGGACUUAAAGUUCCAAGACAUCUUUCUUCUUCCAAGAAAGGGUCAAAUACAAUACACUUUAACCUGAGUGAUGAUGUUCCAACAAAGUUUGAUUGGAGAGAGCAAGGAGUUGUUACUGAUGUUAAGAACCAAGGCAAUUGUGGAUGUUGUUGGGCUUUUUCAACCGUGGCAGCUGUAGAAGGUAUUGUAAAAAUAAAAAAUGGUAAUUUGAUCUCAUUAUCGGAGCAACAACUACUUGACUGUGAUGAGCAGAGUUACGGGUGUAAUGGUGGUUAUAUUGAAACUGCCUUCAAUUCUAUAAUACAAUCCAAAGGUAUUCUUAGAGAAUCUGAUUAUCCAUACAAAGAAAAUGAUCAAACUUGCAAAUUAAAUGGCCAGAUAGCGGCCGCAGCUCAAAUAACUAGUUUUGCACAUGUAACUUCCAAUGAUGAACAACAACUACUACAAGCCGUGGUCCAACAACCAGUGUCAGUUAGCAUCGCGGUUGGUAAAGAAUUUCAAUCAUACCAAAAAGGGGUUUAUUCAGGAACAUGUGGAAGAUCUUUGAACCAUGCAGUUACUAUAGUUGGGUAUGGGGUAAAUGAAGAAGGGAAGAAGUAUUGGUUGGUUAAGAACUCUUGGGGUGAAAGUUGGGGUGAGAAUGGAUACAUUAGGGUGCUGAGGGAGGGUGGUGAAUCUAAAGGCCAAUGUGGGAUUGCUAUGCAUGCAGCUUACCCUAUUAUAUAGCUAUAGUACUUUUAUAUGACUUUUACAAUCGGUUAUUGUUGUGCUGUUAUAAAUAAAAGUUUUUAUUUUAUGUCUUUGGUUUUUCUUCCCCGAAACUAUUGGCCUCUUGAUUGUAUUGCAAUUCACCCUAUAUUGGAUCAAUGA
This is a messenger RNA of Trifolium pratense (red clover), 1229 nucleotides long. RefSeq names its product zingipain-2-like. NCBI's taxonomy places the organism in Eukaryota, Viridiplantae, Streptophyta, Magnoliopsida, Fabales, Fabaceae. The record is from RefSeq and is a predicted model, not a curated record. Gene Ontology annotation, molecular function: cysteine-type endopeptidase activity. Gene Ontology annotation, cellular component: lysosome. The coding region runs from base 75 to 1085 and encodes 336 amino acids. The transcript is spliced from 2 exons.